Messenger RNA from Dromiciops gliroides (monito del monte), 2332 nucleotides. RefSeq names its product nucleosome assembly protein 1 like 4 (gene NAP1L4). The record is from RefSeq and is a predicted model, not a curated record. Gene Ontology annotation, molecular function: histone binding; chromatin binding. The transcript has 16 exons. Lineage: Eukaryota; Metazoa; Chordata; Mammalia; Microbiotheria; Microbiotheriidae. Gene Ontology annotation, biological process: nucleosome assembly. Gene Ontology annotation, cellular component: nucleus; chromatin. The coding region runs from base 143 to 1261 and encodes 372 amino acids.
GCGCGUGCGGGGCGCCGGCCAAUGGGAGGCGGUGUUGUUGGCGGCCGCGGCGGCGCAGCAGCCUAAGAGAGGGAGCAGUAAGGGGUGAGGGCCGAGGCCGCCGCAGCCGCAGCCGGAGCUCGAGGUGGAUAAAAUCCUUCUGAUGGCAGAUAACAGUAAUUCAGAAGAUGUUCCUUCAGAUUCCUUUGAAACUCCUAAAACUGACAAAGAAAAACUCACAGACCAGGUGAUGCAGAAUCCACAAGUGCUGGCAGCUCUUCAGGAGCGACUUGAGAAUGUGUCCCACACACCUUCAAGCUACAUUGAAACUUUACCCAAAGCGGUCAAAAGACGCAUUGAUGCUUUGAAACAGCUUCAGGUGAAAUGUGCUCACAUUGAGGCCAGAUUCUACGAAGAAGUGCAUGAUUUGGAGCGAAAAUACGCAGCCCUCUACCAGCCUCUCUUCGACAAGAGACGGGAUUUUGUCACUGGCGAUGUUGAACCUACAGAUGCAGAAUCUGAGUGGCCCAGUGAGAAUGAGGAGGAAGAGAAGUUGGCUGGAGACCUGAAGAGCAAAGUGGUGCUAGCUGAGAAGGAAGCUUCUGCCGACGAGCCCGACCCCAAAGGGAUCCCGGAAUUCUGGUUCACAAUCUUUAGAAAUGUGGAUAUGCUGAGCGAGUUAGUUCAGGAGUAUGACGAACCGAUUUUGAAACACUUGCAGGAUAUUAAAGUAAAGUUUUCAGACCCUGGACAGCCCAUGUCUUUCUCGCUCGAGUUCCACUUUGAGCCCAACGACUACUUUACCAAUUCUGUCCUGACAAAGACUUACAAGAUGAAAUCAGAGCCAGAUACGACGGAUCCCUUUUCCUUCGAAGGCCCUGAAAUAGUAGACUGUGACGGGUGUACCAUAGAGUGGAAGAAGGGCAAGAAUGUCACGGUGAAGACAAUUAAGAAAAAGCAGAAACACAAGGGCCGCGGCACCGUGAGGACAGUCACAAAGCAAGUCCCCAAUGAUUCAUUUUUUAACUUCUUUAGCCCCAUCAAAGUAUCUGGGGAUGGAGAAUCACUGGAUGAAGAUUCAGAAUUUACAUUAGCUUCAGAUUUUGAAAUCGGGCACUUCUUCCGAGAGAGGAUCGUUCCCCGUGCGGUCCUUUAUUUUACUGGGGAAGCCAUAGAGGACGAUGAUAAUUUUGAAGAAGGCGAGGAAGGGGAAGAAGAGGAAUUAGAGGGUGAAGAGGAGGGAGAGGAAGAUGAAGAUACAGAGAAUGAUCCUAAGGUGUAAUUUUUGUCUGUUUAUCAUUCAUAUCAUAGAGAGAAUGCAGCCAGCCUUCGGAGUGCAAGCAGCAGUGACACGUGCGGAUGCACGCCCCCCACCCCCACCCCCCCCCUUGGGAGAGGCUGGGCCACCUCGGAUGAAGGAACGCCUUGGGAUCCCUGGCCUGUGGCUCAGGGUGUUCACUUGCUGCAGCGCAGUCUUGCUAACAACGCUUACGGUUAACUUGUUUUCAAGUGCGUGGUUUUCACUUACACUUUUUUUCUUUUUGCCUAAUUUGUACAGUGGUAACUUUGAUGCAUUUCGCAAAUAGGAGGUUUCAGUAAAGUGCCCUCUCUGCCCACUAUUGCCCGCUUGUGAGCCAGGCAGGCGUACACACACAGGUGCCAGAGCUCAAUUGUAACUUGGUUAAGACAAAGAGGAUGUAGGACACACAUGCACAUGCACACAUACGCACGUGCACACUCACGCUUAUACACACACACACACACUCCACACACACUCCACACACACUCCACACCCCGCCGCCCUGCCCUCGCCUGCUUCCUAUCAUCUCAGAGCUGCCAAGUAGAAUAAAGUCGUGUUUGUUGGGGCUUGGGCAGGUCAUCUUCCUAUUUAUUUCCUCACAUUUGUACCUACUUGGGAUCGCGCUCAUUUCUGAAACCAUGUUUUGUGACGCAAGAUCUGGCCACUUGGUGCCAGGGAGGGGCUUGUGUAUCCUUCCUGGAGUGGAGACUGAGGCUGCUAUGCUGCAGAAGAGAGGGGGGUGAGCUGGCUGGAGUUUGGGUGUGCACGCCGGCCCCGGGGGCCUCCUCCUGGUUCUUGGCUCCUGCUUUUCUCCCCGAUGCUCUGGGAUGGAUGGGUUCAUUCUGUCUUUCUGUUGGCACCUUUCUAGUUACUCAGUGCCCGAUGCCAAUCUCCAGACACCAUUGACUAGCAGCUUUAUCAACACUGUGACCAGGCGUGUCGAGAGUGCCCCGGCCUUACCUUAAACAGUACACAUUUGUAACUUAAUACUAGACCGUGUUUUCAAUUUGUACAGACUAGUUAGAAUAUUCUAUUAAAGUUGUGAACCAUGAA